AUGUCAUUAGCCCUAGGUUUGUUAUUGUUGAUAAUUUUUCGUUUGCAGUUGGUUCAUAACUAUUGUGGAAAACUAGGGAGAAACGUCUCAUUUUUACCGAUGAAUCUUGCUGCUUAUGGCGGGGAUCCAACGGGCAACUUACUCUGCGUCAACUUUAAUCAAGAUUGCAGGUAGAUGAGGCAAAAAGAUGUCUUCGGGUUUGACUUUUUGUUUUGCAUUCACGUUCUGAAGGAAAAAUUCUUUUCCAGCUCUCUUGCAGUUGGGUCAAAAUCCGGCUACAAACUGUUCUCCUUAAACUCAGUGGAGAAGUUAGAAGAAAUUUACGAAUAUGGUAAGUGUUGUGUUAUUCUUGUUAGGCUACAGGAACGAAAGAAAAGCACAGGUUUAAUUUUCAAUGGCACUUACAUAAGCCACAGUAGUAUGUCGUCAUCUUAUUUGAGUUCAAAGCUUAAGGUAUUUUCAGUUUUCCUAAUUGCUAUUGUGAAACCACUAAGCUUCGCUUUACCCUGACCGCGGUAACAUUUACUUUUAACAGGGUUGAUUUAAUGGGUUAGCUUUAAUGAUAAAAGAAAACCCAUUUACGCACAGUCACGAAAUCCUGCGAACUUAGACUGAAAACGGUCAGCUGAUUUUCGAGAGGUUUAUUGUUAUUGUCGUUCAUGUCAUUGUUCUUUAGUUUUUUGGAAGGCUAUGAUAAAAUAAUUUGCCACUGAUUCCCGCUUUUCUCUUUUUUCGAAGCACUUAUUUUUCAAGAGAAGUUAACAGUUCAUUUUGAAAACAUUGUCAAUGUACUAACUGUUUAAGAGUAAGUUGAUUAUAACAGUUUUUUUUUGAUUAAUUUGAAUCGCAUUUGAAUCUUUUUUUGGAAUAUUCUGGUUUCUAAUCUAAUAAUGUAGCUGCUUAUAAGAUUUAGGUGUCUUAUCUCUGAUAAUUUGAGAACUAUAUUUUCAUAAUUCAUCCGGUAUUUAUUUCUCCAUAAUUUUCUGCUCAUCUGAGUCUUGUAAUCCUUGAUCAAGAUUUAGGUUUGAUGCUGAAUUGUGUGUAUAGAGUUCAAUGCAGGGAUCUUUUUGACCCUGUCAGUGAUGAAAAUAAAAUUACCUUUGAAUUACCAACAUUUUGAGACGCCACUACUGGUUUCCCCACGAAAUGACAUCUGAGAAAUGAACACAGAAAUUCCAUACUGCUGACGCAUCACUAUCCAGAUCUGGGUAGUGCUUCUGAUUGAUCGUGCCAUGAGGUUUAUUUACUUCAACCAAUCAGAAGCAAACCCAGAUCUGGGUAGUCACGCAUAGUUAGUAUGGAAUUUCUGCCCUUGUUGCUCAGAAGUCAUUUCGCGGGGAAACUAGUAGUGGAGUUGCACAAUGCCACUGUUUUCACAGGCUAAAAUGAAAUGAGCUUUUAAGUGACAAACUGUGUUUUUGAUUUACAAAUUUAUCCUUAUGUUGAAAAUAGUAAAACAAUCUAUUGUUCCAGAGGUUAUUUCAUAAAAGAUAGACAGUUCAACAGUUUCUGUUGCAAACCACUCUAACACAUUUUCUUCCAGGCGGGGGCGGGGUUUGGGAUUAAGGAAUGUUUGGUUUGGGAUAUGCCUGAACAUAUAACCUAUACCAGACCCAGUUCGACUGAGUUGUGCUACCCUAUACCAAACUUAACCCCUAAACUUCUUCAUGAAACUUUUCUUGAGGAGUUCCAUUCCACUUGCUGACAUCAGCCUAGCCCUGUUCACUAACCCUUAAUAUGGUAACAUUAUGAAACGGCGCCUAUUGUUAAGGGUCCAGUCGUAAAAUCGUGGAUCCCAUGACUAUUUGCGGGCUCACAAAGGAUGUCGAUGCAGGUCGCGUCCUUUGACUCUCUGAGUUAAGUGUUACCUUAUUGUUUCCAUGAUACAAAGAUAAUUUAAGGUGAUUCCCUAGUUUUGCACUGCGCAUAACAAGAUGGCCGCCGUAAAAAACAGCAUGUGAAGUAAUAUUAUUAAAAUGAAGUUGUCUGAAGAGAAACACUAUUGGAAUUUUUUCUUGCUGUUGUUUCUUGCCAAGGUGAGACUCAAUGUGUUGGGAAUGUACAUAACGUAAGCAGUACACGUGUUGCUGAGUUCGACCACCUCUCGGAGAACCUCGAUAGUGGAUGUUUAACUUGUGCUUACUCACUUUGAUUUUCAUUCAAACACUUUCUUUAUCACAUUGUGUCCUAAAUGUGAUAUCUCGAUGUAAAUUCUGUAAAAACGGAUUUUUUAAUUCUUUCUUCCCCCUUUCACAUACAUUCUAUUUUGAAACUCGCCCCAGUCCUCUCUCAAAAAUCGGAGAAAAUGCGUUUGGUGCGCACUUGCUGCAGCUCUAACUAGUACCGCAAAAACGAGUACGGUGACCCCCAUUUUUUAUUUCAUGAUUUUAAUAAGGACAGUGCUUCCUUUCGAUGAGAAAAACAUUGGCACAACUCUAUGUUCAGUUUUUUGGCAAUUUUACUAAAUUGUACGGAUUGAGCCAUCACGGGUCGAAAAGCGCGCGUCCAAUUUAAUUCUACUUUGGAGCGUAAAGUACAAACAAGGGCAUUAAAAGGCAUUUUUCUGGUACGUAAGUGGAUAAACAAUACAUUAAAGUCAAAUUCUGUGUGUGAUGCCACAUGCAUCAUCGAAAAAAUCUUUCCGUUUUGUCUAGUUUUGGGCUGCCCGCAGUUUUUGUAAAAGGGUCCUAAAUAGCCGUAUUUGGCAGCAUUGUGACAUCAAAACGAGCACGGUGACCCCCACUUUUUAUUACUUUUUUAUCAUCUUCUUCACUUGUUACAUCAGUGUACCAAGUUUUAGCUACAAUCUAUGUUAGGUUCUUUUACUAUGGAAUCACCUUAACUCCAUCGUUAGAUGCUUUCAUGCCUUGUCCCUGUCAGUAUUUUACCAUUGUAUUUGUGCUUUUCUUUGUUGCUGUUGCAGUUUCAAGCCAUCUUUGUGUCGUUUGCCACAAUUUCAACUGUUUUACGUUGUUGUUGUGUGGCCAUGUCGGUUUUCGGAAUAUUACCCUAACAGGGCCUCAUUAUUCUCACUUGCAUGUACCUUUUUUGGAAGAAAGCAACUUCUGUUUUAGAUAUCAACCCUUUGAACCCUAAGAUCAAAAUUUGAAUUCUCAUUUGUUGCCCCUAUUCAUUUCCUACAGAAGUAGUGGGGAGAAGUUGAUAAAAUAUCAAGCAAAUUCAUCUUGUGUGAUCAUGUCCGUAAUUCUCAUGACCACUCUGUUUUACAAAGCAUUGAUAUUACAAGGAGAAAUUUGAUGCUGAUCACUCUUGGGGUUUAAAGGGUUAAAAAAAGGUCAUAACCGUGGUAAUUGACUGGUUUGAAAUAUACAAUGUAAGUUAUUACUACAAUAGAUGAUCAGGUUACUACAAGUUUAAAUUUCUUAUUCUUUAUCACAGGAGAAACAGAAGACAUCUGUAUAGUAGAAAGAUUAUUCUCCAGUAGUCUGGUAGCUAUUGUCAGUUUAUCUGCACCCAGGAAACUCAAAGUUUGUCAUUUUAAGGUAAAAUAAGCAUUUGAAUCUUGGUUGCAUUGUAAAAAGAGAGGUCCACAUUAGAUUUUUCAAGAUGCUGGGUUGUAGUGUGACAUCUCACUUAUUUCUUAAAAAAGUAUUAUGAAUAGGAAGUGAGAUUUUGGGAAUUAAAACAUUUGAGACUGGGUAUAGAUUAUCCAUGGCUCGGGGACUGGACAGCCAAUUAUUGUGGACUUUCCCCAUACAACUUAAUGAAAUUAUAAAGUUCAGCUCAUUUUUAGGGGCAGUGUAAGUUACUAUAUUGCAAGAGAAAUUCUUCAUACAGAAGCUCAAGCCAACUUUCCUUGUUUGAAAAAAAAGUUUGUUCAUUUUACUACCCUAUUUAGACAAGAGACCUUAUUUUCUGGUGCAUUAAUAUAGCACUUUGUUUAAUAACAUCCCUUCCUUGUUUCUUUAACUUGGAGUCAAUAAGCUUUUUCAGUUAUAAACAAAGAUCACAUGUGUACCAAGUCUUAUGGACCACACACCACCAAGUUUCACACACUGUUUAAGACAUCCAUGCCAGAAAAAUUAUUCUUAACACUAAAUUGAUAAAAAUAUUUUCCCUCAUGACAGUUAAUGAAAACAACUAACUGACAAAAAAUGAAAAAAAAAAAAACUCAAACUGUCUCAGAUGAACAUUUUAUAGGCAUACACGUAGUUUUGAAAUUAAGGAAGCAGAAAAUUAUAUGUAUCUAAAUUUGUCAGUACAGUCAUAUGACUCAGUCAGUAUUGUCCUCCUGAACUUUAUUAUUAUUUUUGAAAGUUCAUAGUGCUAACUGUAAUAAAAGUCACUGCCAUACAUCCAGAAACUUGUUUCUUAAUUAUGUGAUUCCACUCUCUAUUGUCUUUAUGCAGAAAGGCACAGAAAUAUGCAAUUACAGUUACCCCAACACAAUCUUAGCUGUCAGACUCAAUAGAGUGGUAAGUAAAGGACUUUUAAUUAAGUUAUAUUUUACAAAUUAUAGAAAGUGCACUCUCUGAGUGAUACUUCUAGAUACAACAACUUUAUUUAUUUAUGUCAAAAUCUUGGUUGCACAAAUAAAUUAAUUAAAACACAACCUGCUAGUAGCAAAGGCUAUUCGAGGCAUGUUGUGUAAAAAAGAAUAAAAAGAAUAAAAAAAUUAAUAAAGAAAGAAAAAUAAUUAGGUGGAUUUGUGAAAUAAAAUGCAAAGAAAAAAAACUGAAUGGUAGACUUUGUCAUUAUCAAUUGUUAUUUUAAUGAUAUAGUUAUAGUGGGAUUCUGCAGCUCAAAAAUUCCAUGCGUGCUACCUGAAGCACACACACAUACUGCAUGCACGAUAUGAUAUGAUAGGGCUGUGCUUUAGCAGAGCCUUGUUGCCCCUUCCACCCAACUUUUGCUCUCAGGCGACUAGAAAAUUUUAGUUUUUUCAUGAAAAUAAUAUACUGGUCAGCCUAGAUUUUACAAGAUCAGAGUGCUGUGGUUCUUUUAAGUUUUCUUUAGAGGACAGCCUUGUGUGUUUGGAAAUUAUUAUGGUUUUAUUCAUCAGUUAUUGCACAAUUAUUGAUGUUGUUUUUUUGUAUUUUUGCAGAGGCUGCUUGUAGUACUUGAAGAGAGUUUAUAUAUUCACAACAUUAGGGAUAUGAAGGUGUGUUUACAUUACCAUUGUUAAGUCCAAACAUAUUAUAUUAUAUUAUUGUAACAAAUUAACCUAUGUUAGCUGACCUUUGAAAAUAACUUCUCUAUGUUACUUAAAACCUAAAUAAUUAAAAAAAAACGAAUUUCAAACUAACCCACUUGUAGUUCAUUCUUACAUGAAUUCCCUUGGGUGCCUCUCUCAUAUUGUAAUAAACUACCUUGGACAUUAUUAUUAUCAUCAACUUCGACGUUAUCCUUUGACUAUCUUUGAAACAGAUGUCUGUAUCAUAGUCUCCAGGGCCAAGUUGUUCGAAGGCCAUUUAUUGCUAACCUGGGUUAAAUUUUAAAAGAGUUUCUUUUUCUUUUGUUCAAAAGCACUUUCUCGGAUAAUUUUCUCUAUUUUUUAGAGCAUCCAAUCAUCAAAUUGUAGACUAGAAGAAUUAAACUGAAUUUUCGUAUUAAGCUUUCAUAUCUGAAAUCUAACUUCACACCAAAUCUGGGUUAUCUUAACCUAGCUUUGAACAACCUGGCCCAGAGAAGAAUGUGAAAAAUUGCCCGGGCUAUGGUGCAUAAAACUUCUUAAGAUGGAAGUCGUAAGUAUUGUUUCAAAACAUUAGGUCAUUGUCCUAGAAUUUAAGAACCCACUUAUCGUAAGUACGUUUUAUGCAACCUGGCCUGUCUUUGACCCUGAAGUAGAAAUAGUUUGCAUAAAGCUCUACUCUAUGCCAUGAUCAUGAAGAUGGAUGAAAUUUCACGUAAAUCUAGGAUGACUUUUUUGAUCUCAUUAAUAAGUCAUUACCAUGCUGAUCAGGGCUGAGUUGCUCAAAGCAUGGUUAGCUUUGUAUCAAAACCAAUAUGUUGUCAAGGUAUUAAAUGCUGGUUAACGAUAACCAUGCUUCGAGCAACUGGGCCCAGGUUAAUAUGUAACAUACAUGUAGCUCCCCUAAAACCUGUUCUUAGUAAGCUGGCCCAUUUAUGAUUAUCACACUACACAAUUCAAGUGGUUGUUGUUGUUGUUUGUUUUUUACGUAGGUUCUACACACGAUAAGAGAUACACCACCUAAUCCAUCAGGUUUGUACCCACCAUGUUCUUGACUCUGUUAUCUAUAAAUACUUCAACCAUACAUACAGUUGAACUUCCAUUAAGAGGCCACUAUUGGGGUACCAGGCAAAUGGCCUCCAAUUAUUCAUGAAUUAAGGCUAGGAGACAAAGAAAGUAGAGAAUCAACCUAGUUUUAAAAAUUUUAACCUGAAUUUAAUUUUUACCUGUAACAUCUAUGUGGGAUGGAGAAAUUAUGUGUGGAGAAAUUUAUUUGCUUAUCUAAAGAUGAUAGUGACGGGCAAGUUUUGUCUUUAAACAGUUUCUGUUUCUAUAUGUCAGAAGGCUUUGGAGUAAAGGCAAAAUAACACAACACUUGGGCACUUUUGUUAUGCAAUUAUAAAAGUGGACUUUCUUUUUUAUAACAGAGUGGAAAAUAACAGGCUUUCAUUGCAGUUGUAUGAGUGUGACGUUAUAUAAAUAAUAAUUAUUUUUGUUUCAGGCCUCUGUGCUCUCUCAGUCAACUCAGAUAACUGUUACCUUGCUUAUCCUGGAAGUAAUCAGGUAAAGUUUAGGCUCUCUGAGUUACCUACAGUUGGACCUUCUUGUAAGCAGCCACCCUCUAUUAAGUGGCCAGUAACCAAAGUCCAGAAGUAAUAAUCUUACAAAAGAAUGGGAACUUAAGACUCUAUUUAGCGGCCCCCUCUAUUAAGCAGCCAAUGAGAGUCCAACGAGAGUUCCUUUCUUGUUUUCGUCACUAUUAAGUGGCCUUCAAGAGAUUGAUACACUUUAUGUAGUUAUAUAAGAAUAUGAUGAAGGAAAAUACAGUCCAAGUUAGAAGGUGAUGAUUAAUAUUUGAUUACUGUUGACCAGUUAUGCUUCUCCUCCCAUGGUGCAUUUGUUUCAAACUAAAGUGAUGUUUCUGUUAAAGAUUAUCACUACUUUAUGAUGAACCUCUGUUGAGCAGCCAACCUUUAUUACAUGCAAGUGGCCACUCAAUGGUAUCCUGAGGGUGGCCGUCUAAUGAAGGUUCAACUGUAUUACCUAAUCUCACUUUGCUUGCUGUUUAAAUUUGAGGUUAAAAAACUCCCGAAAAAACUACAGAGCAGAUAAUGAUUCUGUUUUUUCCUUAGAUUGGGGAAGUUCAGAUAUUCGACUGUGUUAACCUGGUAAGUAAUGCCCUCUGAAGCAAGAUUCAUCAGUGAAAUAAGUUGUAAUAAAUAAGUCUCUGGUUUGACUGUAGUGAUAGGUGUCAUUUAAUUCAAAAUCUCUUGAAAGAAGGCUAAGGACAUUAAAUUCACUUUUAGAGUUGUGACUUUACAAUGUUCUUUAGUUAUGACUAUGAGCACGAGAUCGAUUAGAAGUAUAACUUUGGAUCUUUGAGCAAGUUUUUCAGUUUCUAAAAUUGUCAUUCCCCCUCCUGUUGCUUACAAGAAUAUUGACAAAUUGCAAGAGAUAAAAUUGCCGGGACAAUUUUUAUGUUGAGCACAUGAAAUUGGUAAAAAUUCUAAUAUUGUUUGUUUCCAGAGAGCAGUAACCAUGAUUCCUGCUCAUGAUUCUCCUGUAGCUGCCAUGGCGUUUAACAGUGCUGGCACCAAACUGUCAACUGCAUCAGAAAAGGCAAGUUUGAAAAUAUCUAAAUUUUCCUGUCUUUUUUUCAAAGUUCUUUAUCUUCAACAUCGCUGAUGAAAACAUGACCAAUCAAACAUGUAUUUAAUUCAGCAUUGUAUGAAGUAGUUACAGACCACAAGGCUUCCACCUUAGAGAGGUCUUCUUUUCUGAAACGUUAUCCAACCACAUGUACAUUUCUUUAUAUAGCAUCAAGAAAUAAUCCUUCUUAUUUGUGCUCUAUAUUGUCGAGUGAUUUUUAAGACAAUUCAAGAUUCAUAAAAGAAUUGCCUAGAUUUAUCACCCCUUGUUUUAAAGCAUUUCUUGCGACAAACAGCAGUACAAGAGCUUAAAAAAUUGAAUUCCAGCUUGUCCUUUGGGCAAGCAGCUCUCACAUUAUUGCUCAUUUUGAUUUGAUUUGACCCUUCCCCAUUUGGCAAGUGAGCGGCUUUAAAUGUUACUUGCUCAGCAAGAACAUCUUCUUGUCCUAUGGACUGCUUAGUCUACUACACAACCGUUUUUAGUGUCGUCACGCAACGCCCUAAAAACAGCUGUGUAGCAGACUACGGACUAGUGGAUGGGACGUUUUUUGAGCCUUGCAUGCAUGAAGGACAUGUACAACCUAGUUCUACGUUCUACGUUCUUCGGAAUGAUUACUGCAACAAAAAUGUUCAUUUCAUGGGUAUUUUAUGCACUUGGCAUUUUUUGGUACAAAUGUACCUCUAGUGGUACAACCGUGCAAUGUAUUUGGACACAUGAGGUAUACAUUGCCCAGUGUUAUGGCAGCUUAUGUGACUUUUUAAGAAAUCAUUUGGAAAAUGGACACGUUUAACUUCUCAGGGACUGUUAAAUCUAGCCCACACUACUUGACUUAUGCUGUCUUAAAAAACUGUAAUGCUUCAGUUACCUACCAGCCGAGCAUGAAAGUAAGCAAGAAUAAAGUUCUAUAAACUUUGACUAACGUCACCGUUUGUCCUUUUAUUUGUCUUAACAGGGAACAGUCAUUAGGGUAUUUUCAAUUCCAGAUGGAGUAAAGCUUUAUGAAUUUCGACGAGGAGUAAAACGGUACAUUGUUUUCAACACUUUCAUAGAUCUUGACUUUGCCAACAGUAUAAGCAUGGUAAACAGGUUAGAGUAAAAUGCACACACCUACUAAGUACAGUUAUGAAUCUAUGAGAAUCAUAUGUGAGAACUGUGGGGUGAAGAUAUAUAUGAAAGAAGACCAUCGCAGUUAUUGACGCAACUUUUGCAGCUGCGCAAAGAAAGCCUAAAAAAACUUCAGGCUUGUAAGGGAUUCAAACCCUUGACCUCUGCGAUGCUGGUGUAGCGCUCUACCAAUUGAGCUAACGAGCCAACUGGCAGCAGGUUGUUGAAUUGGUUCGUUAUAAACCCAUGAAAGGACAGGUGGUAAAUAAAAAUGAAUGUAUUCGUGAACCAAAUAAUGCUUUGACUGGCUAACAGGAUGGGGGGAGGCGAGCUGUUGCACUGUAAAGCGAGUCAUGUGACAAAGGUGAAAACUCUGAUCCUAUGUUGUACCCAGGUCCCAUCCAGUAUGAUAGAACUUUAAUUCAUUCCUCUUUUGCAAGCUCAGCCAGAUAGGAAAACGUUCUUAUUUUGCGUAUUUUGUUUGCUUUGUCCAGAUGUGUGACCAUUAACUCACUGGCUUUCAGCCAUGACUCAUUGUUCUUGUGUGCAUCAAGCAACACAGAGACAGUACAUAUUUUCAAACUUGAAGCACCAAAGAAGGAGUAAGUAACAUAAUCAGGAACUAACUUAGCCACACUAAGGAUUAUGCGGUGUAAUUUUUUUACAUGUCUAUGUAUUUGGGUUGGUUUUGGGUCAUUAAAACUAUACCAGGGUGUUAUUGUUGAAUGAUUUCUUGUGUCUGAAAGUUUGUAAAAUCAGAAAAGCUUCCUCCUUUUGCAAUAGUCGUAACUUGGAUUUUACUCAGUGGUUAAAUGAAAAUUGACACUUAAACUAGUAAACACUAACAUACUUGAAAAAAAAAAAACAACACUAGGAGUGGUUGCCUGUGUUAGCAGCUUGUAGCGUAUUGUUUCAUUUGGCAAUAUUUUUGUAGACUUUGGCAUCUGACACACAUCUUGUGAACCUUUUUUUAAAGAUUCCAAUAAGAAUUGAUUAGUGUGUACCUUGAGUUUCAUUAAAUGAGCAUGGUUUUUAUUUAUUGCUGUUCAUGUACUUGCAGACCUACAGAUGAGGCUGGUGGUUUGAUGGGUUAUUUUGGCAAAGCACUUUCUCCUAGCAGUUAUCUUCCAGUUCAUGUGAGUAGGUUACCUUCGAUGACAACCAGAAACUCUAUCUUGUUCUCAGUGUGCACUAACAGCAGUGGCUGGGUUUCAGUCGUAGUUUUAGACAAUAAAUUUUGGAUAAUGUUUGUGUGAUAUCCAUAGCAAAGCCGAUCGAGGUGCAGUACAAACUGGUAAGUGAUAUCACCCAAGGCCGGAAGCCGAGAUGCUGGUAACACUUACCGAGAUAUUGAUUAUUCCGGAUAUCACAAAACCCGAAUCAAAUAUUGUUUUAUUAAACAUUUUUUAAAGAAAAUAACGACAAAUACACCCUUGCACGGAUCACAGUUUGAAAUAAUGCAUUGCGGGCGCAACCUACAGAUCACUCAGUUAUUAGUCAGUUAAAGAAGUGUUAAACAGCAAAAAGUUUUGAAGAUGUUAAAUGUGCUGGUGUUUGCCUGACGAAGCAUGCAGUCGUGAUAAGAUUUGGAAUUGACUGACAUAAGUAACAGUUAGAAAGGGGGUUACUGUUUCAUAGGACUUCAGUAUUCACUUAGUAACUAGAACGUUACCUGGUAUAAUUAUAUCUUUAGAUGGCUGAGGUUUUUAAUCAAGAGAGAGCGUUUGCCAGUGUAAGGUUACCACAGGCAGGUAAGAGUUUCGGUUAAUUGUUCAGUGGCAGACUACUUCUUGUCACAUUUUGUAAUUUAUGUUGCUGUAAAGGUAGUUCGUUGCUUAUUGUAACGAGGCCAGGUUAAACUAACAAGCCACAGUUUUAUCAUGUGUUCGUCAAGUGUUGGGUAGCUGCAAGAGAAUCCUUACCUAUUGUAACCUUCUCUCACGUUGUUAUAAACAAAUGAGAAAAAGAUCACGACGUGGUUAACAUUGCUUCUUUUUUCAGUGUUUCAUCGUCUUUAUAAUCAUACUGACUCGGCUCGCACAGGCCUUAACACUCAAACUAUAACAACUCAGAGAAUAGACACAGUUUAAAAAUUAAAUUGGAUGACACCAAAUAUAUUAAGAACAAGAAGUUUAAUACUAAUGGUGUAGAAGCAAAGUCCUUGAAAAAAGAAAUUAUCUUUGAAAAGUACAUGAAGUAAUGUCUAAGGACUGUUUGAACUUAGAUAACAGGAAUCUAGCCUGUUUCCGGCGUUCAGAUAGUGGAAAAUGGCGCGAAAUGGCGAGCGGAGCAAAAAAUAAGGAAGAGGGAGAGGGGAGCGAACCCCUGUGAAAAUUGUUUUCAAAAACUGACGCGCUUGUCUCUCGCUUCUGUUUUUCAGUGUUACGCCCUCGUGCUACUCCACCAACUUUAAAGAAAAAUAAGAGACUGCUGUCAGUCUAGUUUGAUCCGUAAUUUCCUUACACCUUACGCUUUCGAGGCGAUAUCGCUAAUCCUUGCAGUAAGCGAAAAUUGCGUCCUAAAUGAGGCCUUGUAUGACAAAAGUAUUUUCAAUCGCUGUGUGUCUAGAACCUGACGGUGUCCGGGAUGCUAUGGGUUCGACCCGGAACUCUUUGUUCCCCGUUUGCAUUAUGAUGGAAAUUAUAUCUUUUUUUCUUCUUUAGCCUUGUGUAAUAUUCAAAUUUUAACUCUCGUUUAACAGCAUGGACUCUGUUGCCUAUCGCACUUAUACUUCCUUUUUACAGAUGUUUUACAUAUGAAUAUACUUAAUUACAGAGUAAAAUAUCUGACUCUUGCUGUUUCACACUAGGUCUACGAAACGUCUGUGCAAUAGCAAUGUAAGUAUUUUCAGUGUUCAUAAUAUUUUUAGUAAUCCUGACUUUCAAGAACACAGAGGCCGAAGUUGUUCAGCAGCUAUGGUGACUAAUUUUGAUCCACCCCACCCCUCUCCGUAGGAUUGGAAAGCUCCCUCGACUGCUGGUUUCAAGUGCAGAUGGUUAUCUUUACAUUUACAAUAUUGACCCGGAGGAGGGAGGGGACUGCACACUGCUCAAGCAACACAGGUACCACGUCCAUCAAUUUCAUCGUGCUGGUUUACAUGAACUUUUUUCUCUACACUUUUAAUAGUUACUUCUGUCACUUAAGCCCAAGACGCAAAAAAUAUAUGUGAGAUAGUAAAGGGGAUUGACAGUUGUUGUAAUUUUGGAAGUCAUCUUAUACUGUGUUAUUGUGUUUAGAUUAAUUGGUCAGGGGGAAGGACCCGAUAAACCUCUGGUAAGUAACUAUACUUAAAGUUUUUUCUCUCGUCUUCCUCUUCACUGGUAUCAAAAUCAAACUGGUUUACUCUGAUAUCGUUAAUAAGUUGCUCUGUCCCUUCAGAUAUGAGGAUGGCUAUCCUUCCGCGCCGAACCUAGUAUAAAUUUAUGACUCAUUACAAGACUUGUGCAUGGGCUCUAACACCCCAUUUCAGAUCGCUAUGUGGCAAGAGCUUUCUUUCCAUUCCAGACUACAAAUGCGAUCUGUUGAUGUGCCACUUUUAGGGCUGAUAAUAGGUAAGGUAGGUAGUUAAAGGCGCACACAAGCCAAAGGCCCACACGGCGGCCCGAGCUUAUUUCCGGUUUCCGUAGCAUGAAGCAAGCCUAGGAGUAUUGCUCCUUCCCCUGGACGGAAUGCUAGCCCAUCGCAGUGUGUCGCCGGUACCCAUUUAUGCACCUGGAUGAAGAGAGACAAAGUGGAGUAAAGUUCCUUGUCUGAGGAAACAACGCAACGGGCAAGGCUUGAACCCCUGACUUCCAGAUCCAGAGUUCGAGGUGUUAACCACUCAGCCACACACGCCUCCACUAAUUAGGAUCGAUAAUACUGUGGUACUAAUUAUCUCGUCUCCCAACAGGAAGAGGAAAGCGCUCCCUCAGAUCCUAGUUCUUCGCCGUCAAACAAAGAGGACGAUUCCCAAGACACACGAGCCCGGGCCUCUUCCCAAACCAGUCAAAACUCUCCUCCCUUGGGGAGAGAAGGCACGGGGGAUUUUUCCCAAGCCGCCUCGGCCUUUACUGACCAGCAAGGGAUUGGAAACCUUAGAUUGGACGAUGAAACAGAGUAUCCACCGCUGACUGUGCAUAACGACUAGCUCUCUCGCUUAAAACGUAGAUGAUAUUUUGCUGCCAGAUAUUCUUGCUCGAAAACGUGUAGUUUAAGCAAAGAAAUCUGCUGCACUGCACAGCGCUGAACAUUUUAAACCUUGCUAUACGUACAUUUUACAUUUACAAGAUGUGUUGUGAUUAGUAUGUCCCUGAUGAAGUGUUUUUCUAUUCUCUUGCCUCUGAACAAGUUUUAUGAAUGUAAUGCCACUGCAAAAUUUUCAAUACCACAAAAACGAACUCAGCGCCCUCUGUAA
Porites lobata is the source of this 13298-nucleotide messenger RNA. Lineage: Eukaryota; Metazoa; Cnidaria; Anthozoa; Scleractinia; Poritidae. The record is from the annotation of a GenBank genome assembly.